Molecule: messenger RNA, 788 nt
Organism: Impatiens glandulifera
Lineage: Eukaryota; Viridiplantae; Streptophyta; Magnoliopsida; Ericales; Balsaminaceae
Product: expansin-A4-like
Exons: 3
Coding region: 21-788 (255 amino acids)
Biological process (GO): plant-type cell wall organization
Cellular component (GO): extracellular region
Source: RefSeq, a predicted model, not a curated record
UCUGAUCAAUCAAUCGGAAAAUGACGUCAUCUAUCUACAUUGCCGCCGUACUCUUCCUUCUGUCGGUUUCCGUCGAUGCUCACAACUACGGAAUGUACUUGGACAGCUCUUGGAAAAGCGCCCACGCCACUUUCUACGGCGGCAGUGAUGGUGCCGGCACCAUGGGUGGAGCUUGUGGAUAUGGAAACUUAUACAGCCAGGGUUACGGACUCAAUACGGCGGCCUUGAGCACGGCCCUGUUCAAUAACGGUCAGACCUGCGGCGCUUGUUUCGAGAUUCAAUGCACCAACGACCCAAAUUGGUGCGUCGCCGGAAAGCCAUCGAUUUUCAUAACCGCCACCAAUUUCUGUCCACCAAAUCCUUCUCUAUCCUCCGACAAUGGCGGCUGGUGUAAUCCUCCCCUCCCUCAUUUCGACCUUUCAAUGCCAAUGUUCUUAAAAAUCGCACAAUACAAAGCUGGAAUCGUCCCCGUAAAUUACCGCCGGGUGGCAUGCAAGAAGAAGGGUGGGAUAAGAUUUACAAUGAACGGCAAUCCAAACUUCGACCUGGUUCUGAUAUCCAACGUCGCCGGCUCCGGUGAAAUCGUUAAGGCGAGCAUAAAGGGUAGUAAGACCGAUUGGAUACAAAUGACCCGGAAUUGGGGACAGAACUGGCAAUCUAAUGUCAUGCUUUUAGGGCAGUCCCUUUCAUUUAGUGUCACUGAUAGUGACGGCCGUACCUCCACCUCCGUCGACAUAGUGCCGGCGAAUUGGCAGAUUGGCCAGAGCUUCACCGGCCAGAAUUUCUAG